Messenger RNA from Priapulus caudatus, 986 nucleotides. RefSeq lists its product as uncharacterized. The coding region runs from base 81 to 986 and encodes 301 amino acids. The transcript has 10 exons. Lineage: Eukaryota; Metazoa; Priapulida; Priapulimorpha; Priapulimorphida; Priapulidae. The record is from RefSeq and is a predicted model, not a curated record.
AAACUCAACUACGAAGUCUUCUCUGAUCAAAGGCUGCACCGCCGUGCGAUGAGUGCUACGGUAACCUGCUGACAGAGGUGAUGGAGUUGGCAGCGAUGAGCGACAACCUGACCACUGUGGUGCAGAGCCUCUACAACCACAGCCUCGUGUCCGACCUGCCGCGGUUCAGGUCACGCAUGCGUGACGCCGGUAACACGAUCACACUGCUCGUGAGAAACUUGAGGAAUGCAGAGUCGGUGAAUGACGAAGUAUUCUCUACUGUGCUGGAGCUUAAUGACACACUAGAGGAGCUGACUGAAGCCAUGCUUGAACAAGUGCCUUUACUGGAUGAGAUCAAUGGGACAUUGGUGGUCAUGGAGAAUGUAACAGGGCAGGCCAUGGACAUGAUGUCUGAAACCAACACCACACUCUACAAGGUGUUCCAGUUGCUUAGAGGCUCCAUUAUUCAGCUGGAUACGCGCAUACAAAAUCUUGUUAACGACCUGCAUGACAAAGAACAUCUGGUGUUGCUUCUAGCGAGGGACACGAUAACCAAGCUGAAUGGUCUGGCGAAUGUGACACAACUACUGCAGAACCAAACUAUGCAGGCUGCUCAGCUCAUAGAGUCUGGUGCCCAACUGCUUAAGAGUACUCAAGAAAAGCAGCGCAACAACACUCUACAAGUGGAGGAUCUGCAGAAACUCUUAGAGCAACUUCGCGACCUCAAUAGGACGCUAUACGAAGCAGCAACGCGUACGCGUGUGGACACGAACACUGUCAGGGCGACCAUCGAUGUGAUAUUUAGCAAAGUGUUAAGCACGGAGAUUAGCCAAGACAGCCACUCUGCUCUCGUUAACGAUGCAAUUAGACUCAAACAGGCUGCACAGACAUUGCUCCAGAAGAGUGUCAUGCAAACAACAAAAGCUCACCUUCUGUCGACUGAAGUACGGACAGCACAAGGAGAAACGAGCCGAUUUCAAGACUUUGUCUCCUUAGUGCAGGUGUAA